Molecule: messenger RNA, 504 nt
Organism: Phytophthora sojae
Lineage: Eukaryota; Oomycota; Peronosporomycetes; Peronosporales; Peronosporaceae
Exons: 1
Coding region: 1-504 (167 amino acids)
Molecular function (GO): N-acetyltransferase activity
Source: RefSeq, a predicted model, not a curated record
AUGACUCUGCUGGUGACCUGCGUGAAGACCCCCGAGGACUGGGAGAAGGCCAGAGCCAUCCGACUGCAGGUGUUCAUCCAUGAGCAGCACUUCGAGGAGGAGGGCGAGUUCGACGACGACGACGUGCAUCCGUCGGCGCUGCACUUCAUUGGCACGGACGUGGAGCAGAACAAGGUGGUGGCUGUGGCGCGCGUGGUGGUCGACGACGCCAAGCGCAAGGCGAAGCUCAGCCGUGUAGCGGUGCUUUCCGAGUGUCGUGGCAAGCGCUACGGCGUGGCGCUCAUGGAUGCAGUGGAGGACUACAUCUGCGACCGCGUGGACCUGUUCAUCCUGGCGGCUCUGAUCAAGAAGAAGGGCUUCUACGAGAAGUGCGGCUACAGCUGCAUCGACGACGAGAUCUUUGUGGACGAGGGAGCCAAGCAGUGCUGGAUGACCAAAGCCCGCUCACCCAGUGGUGGAAGCGAAUUCGACGUAGAGACAGAGGAAGGGAGGGUAGUAGAGUGA